Molecule: messenger RNA, 2127 nt
Organism: Quercus robur (English oak)
Lineage: Eukaryota; Viridiplantae; Streptophyta; Magnoliopsida; Fagales; Fagaceae
Product: protein PTST homolog 2, chloroplastic
Exons: 8
Coding region: 233-1852 (539 amino acids)
Source: RefSeq, a predicted model, not a curated record
AAGUACGCUGUCCCACUUUCCCCGCCCAAAUGUGUGACACAGUAAAUUAAAACUGAAAACACGCGCACAUCAAAGCUAAUUCGAUUUAAUGCUCCUUACGCUUUCCCACUGCUUUUGUUCGUUGCUUCCUCAUAUUUCUCUACCUUAACCUUUUACUUGCUUCCCUUUUAAACUCUAUUGUUUGCUUUUAAAGUUAGAGCCCCCUCAAGGUGUUCGACGAAAUGCCUGAACCAUGCUCUCUCUCACAACAACCUUCUGCUCUUGCUUUCGCCUCCUAGUCUCGCCAAACUCUCGGCCCCACUCUCGUUCCCUACCUUCCGUUGUCUUUGUUACCGAUUCAAGAAGAAGAAGAAAGAGGAGGAAAACGGUACAGGUACAUACACAGCUCGUGUCUUCGAGUUUCGUGCCGGCGAAGGAGAGCUGUGGUGGUGGUUUUUUGGGGUUUCACAAGCCGCCUGGGUUCGUGAGGAGGUGUGUGAAGUGGGAUAGUGAAGAGGGGGAUUUGGCUUUGGAGGGAGAGAUUUUGGAGUUUAUGAAAGAAUCGAAGAAUCCGGAGGCUUUUCCGAGCAAGAAAGAGCUGGUUGAAGCUGGGAGGAUGGAUUUGGUGGACGCUAUUGCCAAGAAAGGUGGUUGGCUCUUGCUGGGUUGGGAUUUGAGCGAAGAAGAAGAUGAGGUGGAACAAAGGAAAGUUCAAGAAAAUGUUACUGCUUGGGUUUCUGACUCGGACAGCAAUGAAAUUCGGAGUUCUGAGCCGGUUUCUGGGUUUUCUGUGAAUCAUUCUCAGUCAGCCUCGUCGUCUGGUAGAUCACUGGAAAUGGCAGCAGGGGACGAGUCUGGGAUUGAGGGUAUAUUGAACCGGUUGGAGAGACAGAGAAAUUUGAGUUUUGGUUUUGAUUUGAGAUCAAAAGGAAAUGGUACUAGCUUCCCAAGUAUUCAUGCUAAAGAUGACAGGCAUCUUGGAACCUCAAUAGAUGCGACAGUUGCUGGACUGGAAAGCAGUAAACGAGCUUCUUUAAGUUCUAAUAAACGCAUUUACAAUGAUUCGGGGGGCAAGCUUGAUCAGAAUAGAUCUCACCUAGAUGAUGAUGGUUUAAGAAACUCAGUGAAGCCAGACACGUGGAGAACUUGGAGCAAUCAGAGGGCAGGCUUUUCUGCUGCCGAUUUUGAAGCUGCUGAAAUUGGUUUCAAUGCAAUGCCAAUGGAUGGUUCAAGAGAUGAGAUACUUGAGUUAGGAGGCCUUGCUAGUGAUCCUUUAAACACAAGGAAGGAACCAAUCUCUUGUCAUGAGAUUAAUGUUAAUGAAAUACAAACUCGCCUUCAACACCUGGAGUUAGAGCUUACCUCUGUACUUCACUCAGUGAGGUCAAAUGCUGGCCAAAUAAUGUCACAGAAGGACCAUGAAAGCUCCUCUGAGAAAUUGCAGAAGCUAUCGGAUGCUUUGGAGUUUCAGGAAAAUGAGAUCAUGGAUGCUCAGGACAGAUUGCGAUCAAUACGUGCAAAGUUAACAAUAUUAGAGGGAAAGAUGGCACUGGCAAUAAUUGAUGCCCAAAAGGUAGUGGAGGAGAAACAGGAGAGAAUUGAUGAUGCUCGUAGAGCUUUACAACUUCUUCAUACUACCUGCAUAGUUUGGCCCAAUUCAGCUUCUGAGGUGCUCUUAGCGGGAUCAUUUGAUGGUUGGGCUACCCAGAGAAAGAUGGAGAAGUCAGGUACAGGUAUCUUUUCCUUAAACCUGAAGUUGUACCCAGGCAGAUAUGAGAUCAAAUUUAUUGUUGAUGGUCAAUGGAAGGUUGAUCCCCUACGCCCUAUUGUCAAAAACAAUGGAUAUGAGAAUAAUCUACUCAUAAUCACAUGAAGGCACAAAUGAGGCAUGCGAUCGUCAUUGUAAACAUGAAGUAUUACCACAUGCUUCUGGGAUUUUUUUUCCGCCUUACAUAACCCCCCUCCUUGGAAACAGAUUCAGUGGGUAGCUCAUGAUUCUUUUAACUCAGAGAGGAUUUAGUAAAUGUAACACUGUUAGAUGCUUUUCUUCUCCUGUUGCUUGUUGUAAAACACAUCCAUGUAAUACUGAGUGAUCUCAUUAAUCAUUUUUUGAAUAUACAUAUAACCUGUGAUAACAUGUGAAUACAA